AUGUUCGCCAAGCUGAAGAAGAAGAUCGCGGAGGAGGCGGCGGCCACCGCGCCGCGCCCGGGCGCUGCCGCCCGCAUCGCGCGCUCCCUCAGCAAGGAGUCGGUGGCGUCGCUGGGAGCCGACUCCGGGGAUGACUUCGCUUCUGAUGGAAGCAGCUCUAGAGAGGAUCUUUCAUCCCAGCUGUUGAGAAGAAAUGAACAGAUAAGAAAACUGGAGGUCAAACUGUCGGAUUAUGCUGAUCAGAUCCGAAACUUGCAGAAGAUAAAAGAGAAGCUUGAAAAUGCAUUAGAAAAGCAUCAGGAUUCCUCCAUGAGGAAGUUUCAGGAGCAGAAUGAAGCUCACCAAGCCAACCGAGCCAAGAUGGCUGAGGGAAUGGCUUUGGCCUUAGAAAAAAAAGACCAGGAGUGGAUGGAAAAAAUGGGUCAAAUUGAAAAGGAAAAAAGAAUACUUGAGAGACAGUUGCAAGAAAUAAGCAAGCAGAGUUUAAACCUUUUUCAGAAGAGGGAUGAAAUUGAUGAACUGGAAGGCUUUCAGCAGCAGGAGAUGGCCAAAGUUAAACAUAUGGAAGAAUCUCUGAACAAAGCGGAGCAGGAACUAGAGGCAUGCRCUCGAGAACUAACUUAUACUAAAGAGCUGCUUCAGGAUACAAACAAGGAGUCAUCAGGCCUAAGAAAAGAUCUUCAAGAGCUGCAGCAACAGUUCCUGGAGCUAGAGGCACAGAGAGAUGAACUAAUGACAGCUGAGAUAAAUGCAGAAAAUAAGAUCACUGCUCUGGAGUUAAGAGAACAGGAGCUACAAACUGUCAUUCAGCAGCUCUCUGUAGACUUGCAAAAUGCUCGAGUUGCUGGUUCUGGUUGUGAGAAGAGACUGGAAAUGCUGCAGGUGGAGCAUGAAUCUCUGAAGGUGGAAUAUGAGCAAUGCAAGCAAAAGAUGACUCUUGAAUAUGAUGAGAAAAACAAACUUAUUAAACAGCUUCAGGAAAAAGUUUCUUCUUUGGAAAAUAAGUUAGAAAGAAAUCUUUCGGGGGAUGAACACAUGCAGGAACUUCUCAAGGAGAAAACUACUCUUGAGCAGAAACUGGAUGAAUCCAGGCAGCACUUACUARCAGACAGAACUCAUCAUGCUGAGACUGUGAACCUACUGGAAACACAAAAAAAAGAACUGGAGCAAAAUCUGCAGAUUACAACAGAAGCAUUAAAGAAGAGCAAGGAAGAAGCUGGUGAGCAGGAUCUGCGGAUCCAGAUGUUGCAAAAUGAUCUAGAGAAUGAAAGAAGUAAAAUGCAGCAACAGAUUUUAAAUGUGAAACAUCAAUAUGAAGAGAAAAUUUCUGGGCUGGAGUCUCAAAUAACUACUCUUAAAACAGCUUGGGAAGCUGAUAAAACAGCCACUCAGCACAGGCUGAGCCAGUUAGAAAAGGAAAAUGAAGUUCUUAAUAAAACUAGAGAAGGAUAUGAAUGUUCUUUAAAAAGUCAAGAGUUGGAACUGGAUAGAUUAAAGAAGGAAUUAAGCAGCAGAGAGACUGUCAGUGUUGAAAUUGCCAAAGCAUUAGAAGAAACACGAAAACAAAAAGAAGAAUUGCAACAGCAGGUUUCACAUCUGACUUCUGUAGUAAAGGAAAAGGACCAGCUGAUCCAUGAAAAAUCUGACAUGCUCCUAAACAAGAAGGAAGAACUAAACCAACUCAGUCAAGACCAUGAAGCUGUCUUGCUGCAAAUGCAUCAGUUGCAAUCUGAUAUAGAAGCAAGGAACAACCAGGCAGCAGAGAAAGAAGAAACAGCAAGAAAGGAAAUCGAUGGAUUGAAAUUGCAGAUACAGGAGUGCCUGCUGGCCAGAGAACACGAGAGAAAUGCUUCACAAUUAGAGGAAUCAGCAAGAGCCUUGAAUAAUAAACAUUUACAUCCUCCAGAAAACUCUGUGAUGGAACAAAAUGGAGAGGUGGCAGCUGUAGACAUUAUCCAGCUUCAAAAAGAUAACCGAGAGCUAGAACAGCAAAUCACUGAGAAAAACAAGAUGAUAAAGCAGCUACAACAGAGAAUGACAGAACUCAAAAAAACACUCCAGAAGGAGUUGAAAAUAAAGCCUGACGGUGAGGGACCUGAAGUACGUGAAAAAACAAAUUCUGAAGUGCCUAAUGCUUCUGUGACUGUCACAAACAACUCUGAUUUAAAUGACUCAAGGGAGAUAAACUUUGAAUACCUUAAACAUGUUGUACUAAAAUUCAUGUCCUGCCGGGAAUCGGAGGCAUUCCAUCUAAUUAAAGCUGUCUCUGUGUUACUAAAUUUUUCACAAGAGGAAGAAAAUAUGCUUAAAGAAACCUUGGAAUACAAGAUGUCGUGGUUUGGAUCAAAGCCAUCUCCUAGAGGCAGUAUCCGGCCAUCUAUCUCGAGCCCAAGGACACCAUGGUCUUAAGGGAACCUGAAAACUGGCAGUCAGCAUCUAGCCACUUAUUUUCUGUGAAAAGAACACUCAACACCCUAAUUCAGGUGUGUCUUAAUCACUGUCAUUGCAGUAUUUUGUACAAGAACUUUGAUACUGUUUACAAAAGUAAUACUGUGCAAGGAGAAUUUUCACCACAGACUGAAACACCUCUCCUGGGUUGGAUCCAGGGACUGUCGUCUCGAUGGUCUCAUAAUGAAGUCAGCUCCUUGUGCUCUUCGGUUUGUUUCUUGGCACCAAAGGGUAAUGUUGACCUCACUAACACUGGUGCUGGCAGUUCAAGCUUCUAACACUUGCAUCUGU
Nothoprocta perdicaria is the source of this 2739-nucleotide messenger RNA. It is a transcript of the gene GOLGA1, whose product is annotated as golgin A1. The record is from RefSeq and is a predicted model, not a curated record. Lineage: Eukaryota; Metazoa; Chordata; Aves; Tinamiformes; Tinamidae. The transcript is spliced from 22 exons. The coding region runs from base 1 to 2409 and encodes 802 amino acids. Gene Ontology annotation, cellular component: Golgi apparatus.